AUGGAUACAGGACCAAAACAACGGAGGUAUAUGAAUCCCCGAUUCAAAGCGAAUAUAUUUUCAGUGCUUACAUUCGGAUGGACUCUGGAAACAUUCAAGCUUGGAUACACUCGCGACAUCAAUGAAACUGAUCUCUAUUCUGCGCUGCCAGAGCAUCGCUCUGAUAUUUUAGGCAACGCAGUGCAAAAGGGAUGGGAACACGAGGUGGAGAGAUGCAGACGCCGUCGUGGCCGCAGAGGCAAACCGAGCCUCAUGAAAGUGCUCAUCAAGGUGUUUGGCGCGGAGCUCAUGCUGUAUGGGCUUGUGUUAGCAGCUAUGGAGUUUCUUAUACGGUUGCAGCAACCACUGUUUCUUGGGUUGCUACUCCGGUACUACAGCCCUAUUCAAGGAUUACAUCAUAGUAAUGCUACGUCAAAUGCAACGUACGUGAACCGCCUGCUCUCCUUCUACGAGUCCAAGAACCCGCUGUCGUGGGGCGAAGCCGUUUUCUUCUCUUUCGGUGUAGUCUUUUGCAGUGCAUUCAAUGUGAUGGUGCAGCACCCCUUCAUGAUGGGUGUCAUGCACAUUGGCAUGAAGAUGCGGGUCGGCAUAUGCAGCCUUAUUUAUAGAAAGGCAUUGAAAGUAAGUCUACAAACGAUAUCUGAGAGCAGCGCGGGCUUGGUCGUCAACUUGAUGGCGAACGAUGUGAACCGGUUUGACUCUGGCCCUAUUUUCGUGCACUACCUCUGGAUUGGGCCUAUUGAGGCCAUGUUGAUGGCAGCCUACUUGUAUAGAGAAAUGGGAAUAGCAGCUGUGUACGGGGUUUUAAUAAUCAUAGCGGUUGUUCCUUUUCAAAUAUUCCUAGGAACACAAACUGCGUACUACAGAAGGCAAACUGCUAUGAAAUCUGACGAAAGAGUGAGAUUGAUGAAGGAAAUCAUAACGGGAAUAGAAGUUAUUAAAAUGUACACUUGGGAGCAGCCGUUCCGAUCUAUUAUCGACAAAGUUCGACGGGAGGAGAUCCACGAUAUAAAAAUAACGUCUCUUAUUCGCGGCGUGAUAAUGUCCUUCAUAAUGUUCAUAUCCCGGUUCGGGAUCUUCAUCACGGUGUUUCUAUACGUCACCUUCGCCCACCACAUCACCGUGGAGAAUGUAUUCUUCCUCACCUGCUACUACAACAUCGUCAAGCAAACUAUGACCCUGUACUUCCCCCAGGCCGUAGGACAGAUAGCGGAAAUGUACGUGGCAAUUCAAAGGAUCCGCGACUAUUUGUUGUGUGAAGAGUGUCACCUACCGCCGCGCGACCGCCCUGACAUACUCACCAUUGAGAAUCAACGGCCGAAGAAGAAAGUUACCUUGAUUGUUCCAGCGGGUUCUGGUACAGUAAAACUUUCUCGUCAACAUCAACCGAGCACUUCAAAAUUGCCACCACCAACGCCACCACCAGAGCCAAUUCAAGAACGUGAAAAGGAUGAAAUAGCAAUAAUCUUCGACGACGCCAGCACUCGGUGGAUUUUAUCGUCAGACAAAGAAGACGUCAAGAAUAUCAGUUUAAAGAUAAAUUUUCUCUCUCUGACUACAAUAAUCGGGGGCGUCGGUUCUGGCAAGUCGACUUUACUUCACAUGAUUUUGAAUGAGUUGCCCUGUUCUUCCGGGAGUCUGGCAGUGAAUGGAACCAUCAGCUAUGCUAGCCAGAACCCCUGGCUCUUUGUUGGUUCUGUCCGUCAAAAUAUCCUCUUCGGGCAGCCAUUCGUAAGGUCUCGUUAUAUGGAAGUUUGCAAGGUGUGCGCGCUCGAAAGAGACAUCUCUCUGUUUCCUCACGGAGACAAGACAGUGGUGGGCGAGCGAGGAGUGUCGCUGAGUGGGGGCCAGAGAGCCCGGAUCAACUUAGCCAGAGCUGUUUAUAAGGAGGCCGAUAUAUAUUUGUUUGAUGACCCGCUAUCGGCAGUGGAUACACACGUCUCAAAACACAUUUUUGAAAGAUGCAUUCAGAAGUAUCUAGAAAAGAAAACCGUAGUAUUAGUGACGCAUCAGCUUCAGUUUAUCAAAUCUGUCGACGAAAUUGUCAUAAUGGAAAAAGGAAGAAUUCUUGCGGUUGGUGCCUUCGACGACUUGAACGAUCAAGAGCUGAAGAUAAUAAAGAUGAUGAAGGCGAAGACGCGCGAAGUGCACGAGGAGGUUACGUUGCUGAGCAGCGCGAGCGCCUCCGCCAUGAGUACUCUCAGCGUGCACCGGCAUCAUUGGUCGCUCGUACUUGAAGGCAGUUUUGCUGACCAGAAAAUGGAAGCGGAGAUGCAAGCCAUGGGCCGCGUGCACGGGUCGGUGUACCGCGACUACUUCUUGGCGGGCGCGGCGUGCCCGUACGUCAGCGUCGUCGUCUUCAUGUUCAUACUCGCGCAGUUCUGUGCCAGCUUAUGCGACUACUGGCUCAGUCGGUGGAGCCAAGUAGAAGAUGAACUGACAGGUGACGCGACCAUGGAUAAUGUGAUUUGGAGCGAACAAGGUUUGACCAGAAACGACUUUGUUUUUACUUUCGGAAUCGUUACAAUAGCCACCAUUGCGGUCGCAUUGUUAAGGGCUUUCCUGUUUUUCACACUAUGUAUGAGAUCAUCUAUCAGGUUGCAUGAUCAAAUGUUUGAACGCAUAUCGCACUCUCCGAUGAGCUUCUUCCACACGAACCCUUCGGGCAGAAUCCUCAACAGAUUCAGCAAGGACAUGGGUGCUGUAGACGAACUCCUGCCUCAAGCUAUGAUAGAUUGCUUUCAAAUACUGUUAAACUUAAUAGGUGUCAUAUGUGUAAUAUUGAUGACGGACAUAAGCCUGCUCAUACCGAUUACCGCAGCACUUAUAAUAUUCUACAUUUUGAGAGUCAUCUACAUUAGAACCACUGGGGCUGUGAAACGUUUAGAAGGAAUUACACGUAGUCCCGUAUUCGGACACCUUAACGCCACUGUCUUCGGAAUAGCGACAAUCAGGUCAUUCGGCGCCGAGGAUUUGCUCAUUGAAGAGUUUGAUCGGCACCAGGACCUACACAGCGCUGCUUGGUACCUCUUCAUCACAUGCAGCCGAGCCUUCGGGUACUUCCUCGAUAUCAUCUGUCUGCUGUUCAUCAUAUGCGUCACUUUCAGCUGCUUGAUGAAACAUGACAUGCCAGGCAGUUUAGUUGGCCUAGCCAUUACACAGUCCAUCUCGCUAACGGGAGUAUUCCAAUGGGGCAUGAGACAAUCCGCCGAGAUGGAAAAUCAGAUGACCAGUGUAGAAAGAAUAUUCGAGUACACCAAUCUACCGCAAGAACCUGCUCUCAAAAGCGACGAAGACAAGAAGCCACCUCCCGACUGGCCGGCGGAGGGUGCGAUACAUUUUGACAAUCUAACCUUGAGAUACACCCCGAAUGGAAAUGUUGUGCUCAAUAAACUUCAGUUACAGAUCAAAUCUAAAGAAAAGAUUGGCAUUGUAGGCAGGACGGGGGCAGGCAAGUCUUCAGUGAUACAAGCUCUCUUCCGUCUGGCGUACAUGGAAGGUCGCAUUAUAAUCGACGGUAUUGACACAUCCACUAUCGGACUUCACGAUUUGAGGGAAAAGCUGUCAAUCAUUCCACAGGAGCCUGUUUUAUUCAGUGGAAACAUGCGUAAGAAUCUGGAUCCGUUUGAUCAAUAUCCCGAUCAGGUGUUGAUCAAUGCCUUACAUGCUGUUGAACUUGUCACUGAAGAAGGUAAUAUUUCAGACCCACUGGAACUAACCGUACUGGAAGACGGCAGCAACUUCAGCGUGGGCGAGCGACAGUUGGUGUGCUUGGCGCGUGCUAUAGUGCACAACGACAAUAUCCUGGUGCUAGACGAGGCGACGGCCAACGUCGACGCGCAGACCGACAGCCUCAUACAGACUACUAUACGAGAACACUUCAGCAACUGCACUGUGCUUACCAUCGCGCAUCGGCUCAAUACUGUCAUUGAUUCUGAUAAGAUAUUGGUCCUGGAUGCGGGCCGUGUGAUGGAGUUCGACCAUCCCCACAUACUGCUGCAGAACAAACGCGGCUACUUCUCCAAGAUGGUGGCCGAGACCGGACGCUCUAUGACGCAAAUGCUCACCAAAAUGGCUGCCGAGAGCUACGAGAAAAAGAUGGCAGAAGAAACAAAUUACGAAAAUGUUACGUAA
This is a messenger RNA of Pectinophora gossypiella (pink bollworm), 4134 nucleotides long. Its product is annotated as probable multidrug resistance-associated protein lethal(2)03659. The transcript is spliced from 29 exons. Gene Ontology annotation, cellular component: membrane. The record is from RefSeq and is a predicted model, not a curated record. Lineage: Eukaryota; Metazoa; Arthropoda; Insecta; Lepidoptera; Gelechiidae. Bases 1 to 4134 code for a protein of 1377 amino acids. Gene Ontology annotation, biological process: transmembrane transport. Gene Ontology annotation, molecular function: ABC-type transporter activity; ATP hydrolysis activity; ATP binding.